Eublepharis macularius is the source of this 2453-nucleotide messenger RNA. Its product is annotated as calcium-binding mitochondrial carrier protein SCaMC-3-like. Gene Ontology annotation, molecular function: ATP transmembrane transporter activity; calcium ion binding. The record is from RefSeq and is a predicted model, not a curated record. Gene Ontology annotation, biological process: transmembrane transport. The transcript is spliced from 10 exons. Bases 171 to 1586 code for a protein of 471 amino acids. NCBI's taxonomy places the organism in Eukaryota, Metazoa, Chordata, Lepidosauria, Squamata, Eublepharidae.
UGCGUGUGCACAGCCCCGCGGGCGAGCGAGCGAUGGAGCCGGGGCCGGGCUGCGCGGAGCGCAGAGGUGGCAGCGGCACCAGAACCAGAACCCGCAGCCCGGCGGGCGCCACCCCCUGGGCGCCACCGCCCUCCGCUGGGGUCUAGCAGCGGGCAGCAGCAGCCGGUGCCAUGCGGGGCUCCCGGGCGUCCCCCGCCCCGGACCCCGGGCGCCGCCAGCGCUGGGCCGCCCUCUUCGAGCAGCUGGACACCAACAAGGACGGCCGGGUGGACAUCAACGAGCUCCGCGAGGGUUUGGCCCGCCUGGGCAUGAACGCCGCCUCCGACGCCGAGCAGGACAUCCUUCGCGAGGGCGACACAGACAAGGAUGGAGAGCUGAACUUUGAGGAGUUUGCCAGCUACCUCCAAGAGCGCGAACGGAAACUGCUGCUGAUGUUUCACAGCCUGGACCGGAACCAAGAUGGCCAGAUUGAUGUUUCCGAGAUCCAGCAAACCUUCCACAGCCUGGGCGUUUACAUCUCCCUGCAGCAAGCGGAGAAGAUCCUGCACAGCAUAGACAAAGACGGCACCAUGACCAUUGACUGGCAUGAAUGGCGGGAUCAUUUCAUCCUCAACCCCUUGGAGAACAUGGAGGAGAUUGUACACUACUGGAAACAUUCAACGGUGCUGGACAUUGGAGAGUGCUUCACCGUCCCAGAUGAAUUUUCUGAGAAGGAGAAGAAGACGGGGAUGUGGUGGAAGCAGCUCAUCGCUGGAGCAGUGGCUGGGGCUGUAUCCAGGACAGGGACCGCCCCGCUGGACCGGCUGAAAGUGUUCAUGCAGGUUCAUGCUUCCAAGAACAACAACAUGAAUGUGUUGGGGGGGCUGCGGGGGAUGAUACGUGAGGGGGGCAUCCGCUCCUUGUGGCGAGGCAACGGCAUCAAUGUGUUGAAGAUUGCCCCAGAGUCUGCAAUCAAGUUCAUGGCUUAUGAACAGAUCAAACGGGGAAUUCGUGGACAGCAGGAGACCCUGAGGGUUCAGGAGAGAUUUAUUGCUGGCUCGUUGGCUGGGGCCACAGCACAAACCCUCAUCUACCCCAUGGAGGUGCUGAAGACAAGACUAACCUUGCGCAAGACUGGCCAGUACGUGGGGGUGGCUGACUGUGCCAAGAAGAUCCUUCGGAAGGAAGGGAUUCGUGCCUUUUACAAGGGGUACCUGCCAAAUAUGCUGGGCAUUAUCCCCUAUGCUGGCAUUGAUCUGGCAGUUUAUGAGACCCUGAAGAACACCUGGCUGCAGAAGUACAGCAAGAACACAGCUGACCCUGGCGUUCUGGUGCUCUUGGCCUGUGGCACCGCAUCGAGCACAUGCGGACAGAUUGCCAGCUAUCCCCUGGCUCUGGUACGGACCCGGAUGCAGGCGCAAGCAACCAUCGAGGGUGCGCCACAACUCACUAUGCUGGGGCUCUUCAGGCACAUCCUGUCCCGGGAGGGGGUCCUGGGCCUCUACCGUGGCAUUGCCCCCAACUUCAUGAAAGUUAUUCCAGCUGUCAGCAUCAGCUACGUGGUGUACGAGAACAUGAAGCAGACUCUGGGGGUGACAUCUAGAUGAAGCUGGUGCUUGCCUGACCCACGGGUGUGGGAUAUACCUCUCAAGAAGGACCAUUCCUCUCGACGGCGUGCUCCAAAGGUGGAAGCAGAUGGGGAUGUGUCUUCUCUGCUCUGGGGGCUGUCAGGUGGAAAGCUGGAGUGGAUGGGCCCCUGUCUUCUUCACCUGCACAAAUUUGGAGCCCUCUCUGAGCAAGGAGCGCCGAAGAAGACUGUCUCGCUCAUUCUCCGCAUAGAGUCCUGGGGCUGGCAAUCACUGGGGCCCCUUAUGGUAUCGAUUUCCUUAGGUCUCCCAUGUCCUGGAGGCUGACUUCUGAGCUGAGGCCCUUCCUGGGUAGCCUGCUGCUGUCUGCAUGUGUGUCAUCCACUGCCCAGUGUGAUUACCAUGGCCUGUUUUCCAGUUUUGCAUAUUCCUACUGGCCUUGUCAGGGUCCUGUGGAAUACCAAUCCAACUGACAUUCAUUUCAAUGGAAAGCUUAUCCGAUUAGUCGAAUGGGGAACUCUGGGUUGCUCCCAGUCAAGCAGCAGUCUCCACCUCUGGAGACUACCCACUCAGGUAUGAUCCAUUCCCCUGGAAACAAUUUGUCACCGGAGUUGCAGUGGCUUCCUCUAGGAGCCUGCCAAGCCUUCUCACCUCUGCUUCAGUGGCACUAAGUAACUGAGCACUGGGCGGCACAGGCAGAUACCUACUUUCUCCCUGGAUUUGCACUUGCAAAUGUGAAUCACGUCUGAUCCUGCUCUCCCAUUAUGUAAGGGGCGCUGAAGCCUUUCAGUCCGGCCCUGCUUCACCUUCUGUUUGAUAUGGAGAAUAUCUGUAUAUAUUUUGUACAUUGACUGUUUUAACUUAAAAGACUCAUCUGCAGUCCAUCUA